AUGGCGUUCUUCAGGUCGCCCCGCAAGAACGACGUCGCCGUCAGCGACAUCUCGCAGUCGUUGGAAAACGUGUCGUUUUCGCUGAACAUGAUGGACGUGGACACGUCGUAUCGGCUGCCGCCACGCAAGGCGCCCUACGAAAAGGAAAACGUGACGCCCGCCAACUCGCCCACCAAACUGGUGCUCCACACCUCGCCGCUCCAGAAACUGCACCGGCCCGCCGCGCCGCAGCAACAGAACAUCAAGUUGCACAACAACAUCUCCCACCUCCAGCCGCCCAACGCAUUGUUGCCGGCGGACUUCCAGCAGCGCGCCAACACGGCCAAAACCAAGCGGCUCACGUCCGUGGCGCAGCUCUACUUCCUCGACUACUACUGCGACAUGUUCGACUACGUGAUUCUGAGACACGAGCGGGCCCGCAUGGUGGAGCACAAGUUGAUCGCGGACCCGCAGUACAUGGCCGACCCGCAGCGGCAGCAGCUCGAGUGGAAGAACUACGUGGGCCGCGAGCGGGCGUUCUUGCGCAAGCGGCGCUUGAAGCCCAAGCACCGCGACUUCGAGAUGAUCACGCAGGUGGGCCAGGGCGGCUACGGCCAGGUGUUCCUAGCCCGCAAAAAGGACACGCGCGAGGUGUGUGCGCUCAAGAUCUUGAACAAGAAGUUGCUCGUCAAGCUCGACGAGACGCGCCACGUGCUCACGGAACGCGACAUCUUGACCAACACGCGCUCCGAGUGGCUCGUCAAGUUGCUCUACGCGUUCCAGGACCCCGACAAGGUGUACCUCGCCAUGGAGUUUGUGCCCGGCGGCGACUUCCGCACGCUUCUCAACAACACGGGAUACUUGGUGCCGCCGCACGCACGCUUCUACAUCGCCGAGAUGUUUGCGGCCGUCGACUCCUUGCAUCACUUGGGCUUCACGCACCGCGACUUGAAGCCCGAGAACUUCUUGAUCGACUCCAAGGGCCACAUCAAGCUCACGGACUUCGGCUUGGCCGCAGGCACAGUUUCCAACGACCGCAUCGAGUCCAUGCGCGUCAAGUUGGCCAGCUUGGAGGACAUUGGCCACUACCAGGCGCCGUCCAAGCUGAUGUACGAGCGCCAGCAGCUCUUCCGGCAGCUGCAGGGCCACCACAACCUCGCCAACUCCAUUGUGGGCUCUCCCGACUACAUGGCGCUCGAGGUCUUGGAGGGCAAGAACUACAACUUCACCAUCGACUACUGGUCCUUGGGCUGCAUGCUCUUCGAGGCGCUCUGCGGCUACCCCCCGUUCUCCGGGCUGAAGCAGGACGAGACAUACUACAACUUGAAGAACUGGAAGACUGCGCUCAGGCGCCCGCAGACCAGAGACGGCCGCUACGUGUUCAGCGACCGCACCUGGCAGCUCAUCAUCCGCCUCAUUGCCUCGCCCUCCAGCCGCUUGCUGAACUUCAAGCAGGUGCAAGCGCAGCCCUACUUCGGUGAGAUCUCCGACUGGGACGGCUUACGGGACAGGGCCCCGCCGUUCACGCCCCAGUUGGACAACGAGGAGGACGCCGGCUACUUCGACGAUUUCGAAGACGAGGAAAGCAUGAUGAAGUACAAGGAUGUGUUUGCCAGGCAGGAGCAGAACGAGACACUCUUGGAGGGCCCGCGGGCCAACGGGCGCCGAGCGGCCAACCUGAACAAUUUCAUUGGCUUCACGUUCAAGCACAAGUCGAACCCAAACAACAAGUUCCAGAACGGCGAGAUCAACCUUUUGGGGGGCGGUGGCCAAGCGGCCCGCAGACUGCCUUUUGGGGGGAGUUCCUUGGACCCCUUGGCCACGCUAUACUGA
This is a messenger RNA of Metschnikowia bicuspidata var. bicuspidata NRRL YB-4993, 1812 nucleotides long. RefSeq names its product serine/threonine-protein kinase (gene DBF2). The record is from RefSeq and is a predicted model, not a curated record. Gene Ontology annotation, molecular function: protein serine/threonine kinase activity; ATP binding. Bases 1 to 1812 code for a protein of 603 amino acids. Gene Ontology annotation, biological process: peptidyl-serine phosphorylation; intracellular signal transduction. The transcript has a single exon. Gene Ontology annotation, cellular component: spindle pole body. NCBI's taxonomy places the organism in Eukaryota, Fungi, Ascomycota, Pichiomycetes, Serinales, Metschnikowiaceae.